This is a messenger RNA of Aedes albopictus (Asian tiger mosquito), 1692 nucleotides long. RefSeq lists its product as uncharacterized. The record is from RefSeq and is a predicted model, not a curated record. NCBI's taxonomy places the organism in Eukaryota, Metazoa, Arthropoda, Insecta, Diptera, Culicidae. The annotation marks the transcript as partial. The transcript has a single exon.
UCAGGUGACUACGUUGUCUCAUCGACUAUGUUGCAACAGAUGAUGAUCAAUGGACAAAAAGCGAUCCAUAAGCUGAAUCCUACAGACUUGAACGCAGCAGAUCGUAUGAAGUUUGACCCGACAUUGAAAUUGAUUUCGGAAGAUCUUAUCAACCAUCUAACAGACGUUGUUCAUGAUAGUCUUGGAAUUGCCACUUAUUUAAAAAUAAUGCGAAAUAUUUAUGUGGCAUUCUAUGAGCAGCAGUUAUCACCUACCGAGCGCGUAAAUUCAGUUUAUAUGUGCAUUUUAAGGACAUCACUAUUUUUCCUUCGUGCUUGGCGUCAAAUAUGUAUGAAACAAAAUAAAACGAUUAAACAUUGCCCUACAUCGAAUGCUUACAUAUCGCUGGAACUGAGUGCUCAUGGGCUAGUGAAGUAUAUGGUGAGAUGUCGGAUUGCCAAUACUCCGGAGCAAUUUGUUGUACAAAAUAUGACAAGUCAACCCUGUGAAACGACAUUUCGAGAGCUACGAUCUAUGACAACAGUCAACCAUACAUCCGUGAAUUUUACGAUGAUGGAUGUUGAACAACGUUUUCAAAAAGUUCAGAUGAAACUUCUGAUUGCCUAUCGCAGAAAACACGAGAUGACCUUCCCAAGCCUCCAGAAGCAGGAGCACAAGAUGCGCAUGAUGAAGACAUCACAUCUCCCAAACGACGAUGAAAUUCGAAAGGCUAUUGAAACCGCAGAACAAAACGCGAAAAACUUACUAAUAUCCCUCGGUAUCCAGGAAAGCCAACUAAACUUCAGAGAAAUCAUAGAUAUUCGAAUGUCAAAACCAAAAUCUGAUUUCGACUUUAUUAUCAUAAAUGAAAAUCAAAUGCAUAAUAACAUUACGGAAGGUGAAUCACUUUAAAUUGAUACAUAUUUGUUUGAAGUUUUUACAAUUUAUAAAAUUAAGAAAAAGUUAUGCAACACAUUCACAUUACACUAAAAGUUUGCUUAUGGUCAAAACCUUACUUAGAACAAAUUUAUAAAAUUUCAGAGGAAGAAACCGUUUAUGAAGCUGACACAGAAGAAACUUCAAGUUCAAAUCAAGGUUCAAAUGCUGGUUUUGAAUCUGUUUUCAUUGAAGAGACAUGUAAUGAGAGUGAAACCUCAAACAUAUUGGUAGAAGAAGCUGAUGACAUUUUUGCUAGAGCUGGUGGAGCGCUGCUCUUGCGGUCAUGUACAUUAGGGAAUAACCGACAUGUUUUCCGUAUUAAAGGAAAAAAUGGAAAAAUUAUGAAAGUCAAGAAAUCCCUUAUUCUAUGGAUGAUUUCGUCCGGAAGAUUUAAAAGAAGCAAUGAUCGGUUACGACGGUUUUACCAACUGCGUACCAAAGAAGUCGACAACGUUUAUUGUAAUUCUGUUAAACAAUAUCUAAGCAUCGGGGACUGGGUAGCGUUCCAAGGAAACCGUAUUUGUCAAAUUACGAAUUUUCAGUACAAAACAGGUAAAUAAUUGAUAAGAUAUCAAACAUGUUGCUCACAAUAUAGUUAUUUUUCAAUAACCCGUUGCAGGAAAAACGAAAUCAUGUACUUUAAAAACUAUUCCAAUAUUUAACCCUGCGGACGGAGAACAGAGGGACAUCCUUGUUUUGGGAAAUUUUUAUGAGCUUCAGGAUCGUACAUUGCAUCUGAAGAACGAAAAGCACAAGUAUGCUGACGUCAAAGAA